UACGGAGACGACGCAGAACCAUAUUUAUUUUUGUUUGGAAAUUAGUCCGCAGGAACCGUGUGUGUGCGCGUGUGCGCGCAACGCGACGUGUGCGUUGGUGUGUGUGGCGCGUAUCGUCGGGUCGUGCGUUCGCACCGAAUUUCGGGUGGUCGAAUUUCACAAAGUGCUUGCUUAUCGGAGAUCAAGAACUGAGAAAAAAAAAAUGACCCGUGGAAAUCAGCGUGAGCUAGCACGAGCCAAGAAUUUGAAAAAAACCGUAAAGAAGGCAGCCUCCGAGCAGGACAGUAAUAAGGGUCUUUCGCUGGAACAACGUAAAGCACGAGAUGCGGAACGAAUGAGGGAGAAGCAACUUAAGAAGCAGGGCGAACCAGGAGAUACGUCGAAGCAGGCGGCGAGAUAAUUCGAAAGGGGGAAGUUGUAAUAAAUUUCUACGAUAAGAACGGCUAUAUAUAUAGGUAUAUAUACAUAUAUCGCAACCAAUGGCUACGCUAAAACGAUUGACGAUAAGGGAUACAGGUGUCGAUGCUAACUGCUGGGAGCACCCUAAGUGGGAAUCACCAUGUUUUUGAUGUUAAAGAAUUUUUCCAUUGUCGGCCGUACGCGGGCGUGUCAGCCAGCAUGACACGUCACAGGACCUAGCCUCGAUUAUCUUGUCAUUUACACGUUGCUCACGAAAAAACACAGUUAUAAUCAGUGUGUACAAAACUUGACGUUACCUACACCUAAAUUCAGUCAAAGGGGAGACGACACGCGUUUGACUGGUUUUUCUCUAGGUAUAAGGAUAUAUUAAAAUAAUACGAUAUAUUUGUAGUAAAGCUAAUUUCCAAUCUGUACAUUCAGACUUAUUUAAUAUGUUAUGUAAUUAAAUGUGUAACAAGGGCGAUCAUUAGACACACAUGUGCUACUAUCGUUCCCACUUGCUUGUAAUAAAUUGUUCAAAUUUUCAAUGCAA
Messenger RNA from Wasmannia auropunctata (little fire ant), 952 nucleotides. RefSeq names its product putative SERF-like protein. The record is from RefSeq and is a predicted model, not a curated record. Bases 203 to 400 code for a protein of 65 amino acids. NCBI's taxonomy places the organism in Eukaryota, Metazoa, Arthropoda, Insecta, Hymenoptera, Formicidae. The transcript has 3 exons.